CCAAAAUGGCCGUUUUGAGUGUUUUGAACAAUGUCGGCAGAGGAUUGCAUGCUCGAACGUGCUUCUUCAGCUUUUGCCAGAUGGGUUCUAUGGGGCUGACAUUGGGAGAGGUGGGUGGAUGGUCAAAAACGCGCACGCAAUGCUUCUUGAGCCAUGCACAGGUUGACUUGGCAGUGUGACAUGAUGCACCGUCUUGCUGGAACCAAAUUUGAUCGCACCCGCCUCACAUCUGCUUUACCAAGUCCAAGGCCUCAAAGGGGACAGUCUCCAGGAUCUGCUUCUGAUAGUGGUUGGCUGUCAUCCCACCCUUCUGGCCACUUGGAUAUUCCAAAACCACCAGCGGGCCCUUCCACCCAUGUGCAAUGCAUCCCCAAACCAUGACACAUACCAAGGACUGCUUGAAGGCUGGAACCAGG
This is a messenger RNA of Mycena citricolor, 416 nucleotides long. The record is from the annotation of a GenBank genome assembly. Lineage: Eukaryota; Fungi; Basidiomycota; Agaricomycetes; Agaricales; Mycenaceae.